AUGGCGACAGCGGUAGAAGUGAAAGACGAAUUAAGUGAGUUAUUGACAUGUCCCAUAUGUUUAGAAACUUUCCGUGAUCCAAAAUACCUCCCGUGUCUUCAUACCUUUUGUGAAUCAUGCAUUUCUACGUACAUUAUUUCGUCAGUUACAAAAGAAAAAGACCAAAGUGGGUUUAAGUGUCCGGUUUGUCGAAAGUUGAUUUCACUCCAUGAAAACCCUGGUGUUCCAGGGACAUGGGCAGAGCAACUGCCAAUAAACCAUCUCAUAACAUCGAUGAUGGACCUAAAAGACAUAAACAGAUUGGAGAAGGUGUGUAACGCAUGUCAGUUGAGUAAUGCAUCGAAAAAUGCCGUGUCUUGGUGUACAGUAUGUUGCGAGGCAUAUUGUACAGAGUGUACUAACUAUCAUAGAAAGUUUCGAAUGACAUUAAAUCAUAAAAUAAUUUCUAUCGAAGAACUGAAAUCUUCUGAAGGAGUAUUUGGUAAAUCAGGGGUCGUUUUUUGUGAUGAACAUCCUGAUAAGGCCAUUGAAGUAUUUUGUGAUGACCAUUCCAAACCAUGCUGUACAUUAUGUGCAACAAUUAAUCACAGAAAAUGUGAAAGCGUUACUACCAUUGAUAAGGCUACUGCCGGUAUCAAAACAGCAACCAAAACCACGGAACUUUAUCAGAAAUUGGAGACAUUCGGUGAGGAAAUUGAUAGUUCUCUUCAAAUCAAUGAACACAACAAGACUGCCAUUGAAACCGAAAGUAUCAACAUCAUAUCAGAGAUUGACAGAUUAAAAAGUAACAUUAUCAAACACUUAUCCAGAAUGGAAAAUGAAAUAAAAAUCGAAUUAUCAACAAAAAAGGGAGAAAUUUUGAAAGCCAUAGAAAAUGAUGCCAUAGAACUGACGAGUCUGAAAUGCACGAUUGAUAACUGGAAAAGGAUCAUGGACACUUGCAUUAAACAUGGAUCGGAACUCCAAUGUUUGACAGAAGUAAACACGCUCGUAACAAAGAGAGACGAAAUUGAAAACCGUAUCAAAGAUACAAUGUCUAAGUUAAAAACAAAGUCUUUGAUAUUCAAGCCAAUUGAUUCCGUCAAAAACUUUGAAAAUAGUGAAAAUGCAUUCGGUAGCUUAACUAUAUCCGGGUCAAUGGUGCAUAUGCCGUCCGUUGAUAUACAAACGGGAAAAAUAGAAGUUGUUCACGUUUUUGAUGUUGCUAAUGGACAGUCACGAUUUUCGUUUGGAAGUGGUAUUUUCCUUUGUAAUUCCAUAUUAUUAACAAACAAGCCAUCGUUCAGAGUUGUUAAAUUCAAUCGAGAAUUUGUCUACCAAAGUGAAUUGAAGUUACCAUAUGGGCCAUCCGAUAUUACAAAAAUAGACGAUUCUAAAGUUGCUGUCGGAGCGAAACCACAGAUCAUCAUUAUAGACGUGAAAAACAUGCAAAUAGAAAAAACUUUAACAUUAAAUGUUACGUUUUGGGGGCUUACGUAUGUUUAUCCGGAAUACAUAGUGGCGCAUAGUAAAUCUUUAACGUGGAUAGAUGCAUCUAGCGGUUCAGAUAAAAAGGAUUUCAAGACAGAUGGCAAUAGCAACUAUUUGCACGCAUCUAGACAAAAUGAAUUCAUAUGCGCAUAUAAUAUCAAUACUGUUUGUAAAUAUGUAGACGGGAACGCUAAAUUCACCUACACAACUGAUCAAUUAAUCCAUCCAAGAGGAAUAGAUGUCGACUAUGAAGGGAAUAUUUAUAUUUGUGGAUUCGGCUCAAAAAAUAUUCACCAACUCACAAAAGACGGUAAAUUAGUGCAAAUGAUACCAGCUAGUACAUUUGGAAUAUCUAGCCCAUGGAAUAUACAGUUUGAAAUAAACAGUAAUAGAUUUCUAUUGACAGAUUAUGACUCAGGGAAGAUUGUCCUCUGUAAAAUUUGUUAAGCAUAGACAAGUAAAUAUUCUUUGCGAUGAUACCUACAUUGGGAAAUCUAGUAUAAAAGAGAGAAAAAAUACCUUUUCUUAUGCUAGAGUCGAGAAAAUAAAUAAUCAAGCAAUGCCGGUAACAACACUGAACAAAAGUUUUUUUCAAAAUAACAAUUGAACAUUUUAAAGAAAUUAUUUGUUAAACUGUGCUAUUAGAAAUAUACAUGUAUAUACA
This is a messenger RNA of Mytilus californianus (California mussel), 2134 nucleotides long. Its product is annotated as E3 ubiquitin-protein ligase Trim36-like. Bases 1 to 1917 code for a protein of 638 amino acids. Gene Ontology annotation, molecular function: ubiquitin-protein transferase activity; zinc ion binding. Gene Ontology annotation, cellular component: chromatin; nucleoplasm. The transcript has a single exon. NCBI's taxonomy places the organism in Eukaryota, Metazoa, Mollusca, Bivalvia, Mytilida, Mytilidae. The record is from RefSeq and is a predicted model, not a curated record. Gene Ontology annotation, biological process: positive regulation of DNA-templated transcription.